Owenia fusiformis is the source of this 4092-nucleotide messenger RNA. The record is from the annotation of a GenBank genome assembly. Lineage: Eukaryota; Metazoa; Annelida; Polychaeta; Sabellida; Oweniidae.
UAGAACCGUCAGUGCACAGGUAGAUACAAGCCCAGAGGAGUGUAGAUAUAUUAGCGGAAACCAGGAAACUGAACUCAUCACUGAAGCUCUGGGCAAACCAUUGUGCUGGUAUAUCUAUCCAGAAAUACGGAUCUUGAUAAGGAGCAGCUCAUUUUUCGUAUAUAGUUACACAAAUGGAAAAUUCAAGAAAAUUGACUGAGUUGACAUGUGAACACUUGAAGAUUAUGGAUUAUUGUGAAGUAGUUUUUUAAGAGUUUCCCAGAGGCGUUUAUGUACCAGAACACAAUGCGGUAACGAGCAACACUUUGUUUAAGACGCGUGAUAUGGUAAUAUGAAUAUAUUCACUUCUCGAGAAUCAUUAAUAUGAAAAAUUGGAACCGAGGAGUAUGGAAGCACAGAACUUAUUCAAAGUUUGCUAUUUGAGUUGUAUAUGGAUAUUAACAACAGGAAUACCUCUAGAAGAUAAAACACAAUCAGAACAAUCACAGUCGUCGCCACAACAUGCUGGAACUAUACGACAUCUUCUCAAUAGCCCGUUCAGGGUCCGCCAGAAUACAGACAACAUUCUAGAGCACUUAAAGAACUAUGAAAUAACCGUCCCAGUUCUGACAGAUUCCCAUGGGGGAUUUGUCAGUUAUGAUGUUGAACAUACAAGUCUCGAAAGACACAAACGGAGCGCAAAUAGCCCUUAUUACAUCCAUUCCUACAGCGAAAACUGGAUAUACUACAAACUUACCGCCUAUGGUCAAGAAUUCCAUUUUAACUUGUCUCUAAAUCAUAAUUUGAUAUCGAAAAAAUAUGAGGUUGAAUAUUGGAAAGGAAAUGAAUUCAUAGAUAGGACGCAUUCGCAUUUAAGAGACUGUCAUUAUUUUGGACAUAUACAAACCAAAAGGACAUCGAGUGUAGCCCUAAGUAAUUGUUUUGGCUUGCAUGGUGUGUUCGCCACGGACAACGAAGAGUAUUUUGUCGAACCUCUGUGGAACGACACCAUUAACGAUAUUGACAGUGCGGGUCACCUUCAUGUCGUUUACAAACGCUCAGCACUUAAACCAAAGCAUACCGAUAGUCAUUGUGGGGUCUCAGAUGUGGACAAACAACACCAUGACGACAACUGGUGGAUAAAUGGUCCGCGAUUCCAAACAGAAUUUAACCAGAAGUCAAAAACACAUAAAAAGUUCAGACAUCAUGACAAACAUAGAAAAAACAAACACAAGGAUGAGACCACUUCAGAAGAACACGAAGAUGAUUAUUUUGCCAAUCAUGUGUCCAACGAUGACAAUAGAUGGCGAGGGAAGAGAUCUGUUAGUGAUGAGCGACAUGUGGAGACCCUGGUGGUCGUUGACAAAACUAUGGUGGACUAUCAUGGACAAGAUGAAGUCGAACCUUAUAUACUCACAAUUCUAAACAUUGUAGCUAAACUAUACCACGAUGCUACAAUAGGAAACGCAAUAAACAUCUUAGUUACCCGAUUGGUUGUAUUGACUGAAGACCAGCCCACAUUGCUGAUCAACCACCAUGCUGAUAAGUCCUUGAACAGUUUUUGCAAGUGGCAGAAGUCAAUCAACCCGCCCCCAGCAGACUCCCCCGAAGACAACAACGGUAUUGCUCACCAUGACAACGCAAUCCUUAUCACUAGGUUUGACAUCUGCACGUACAAGAACGAGCCUUGUGGGACGCUGGGCCUUGCACCAGUUGCAGGGAUGUGUGAACCUGAUCGAAGUUGUAGCAUCAAUGAAGACAUUGGACUUGCUUCAGCAUUCACAAUUGCACACGAGAUAGGUCACAAUUUUGGUAUGCAGCAUGAUGGAGCGGGGAACCCGUGUGGGACUCCUGGUAAUGACCCUGCAAAGAUCAUGGCUGCCCAACUGACAAAGAACACGGACCCAUUCUCCUGGUCCACUUGCAGCAGGACCUACAUCACUGGCUUCUUGGAUUCAGGUCGGGGCAAAUGUCUCAGGAACGAGCCACCCACUGUCGACAUCAAGUUCCCGGACUACCUACCCGGCCAGAGGCACACCGCCAAUGAGCAGUGCAUGCUACAAUAUGGAGAAAAAUCUAGACAGUGUAAAUUCGGGGACAUAUGUAAGGAACUGUGGUGUAUGAGCAAGAAUGAUCGGUGUAUCACCAACAACAUCCCAGCAGCAGAGGGGACUGUCUGCAACCAGAGAAGGGGAAAGAAAGGGUGGUGCUAUCGAGGGAAGUGUGUGAAGUAUGGGUACAAGCCCGCGAGGGUAGAUGGACAAUGGGGUCCUUGGUCCUCCUGGAGUGACUGCUCUAGAACAUGUGGUGGAGGUGUCAUUUUAAGCGAAAGGUUCUGUGAUAGCCCAAAACCUAAACAUGGAGGGAAAUUCUGUAUAGGGGAGAGGAGAAGAUACAAAUCAUGUAAUAUACAGCAUUGUCCCCUGAACUCUACGUCAUUUAGAGAGGUACAGUGUCAGAGGCUGAAUGAGAUCCCCUUCAGAGGCAAGACAUACAAAUGGAAGCCUUAUACAGGAGGGCAGGUAAAGGAAUGUGCCCUAAACUGUAUGGCUGAAACAUUCAACUUCUACACAGAACGUGCCCCUAAAGUCAUAGAUGGCACCAGGUGCUCCUCUGAUAGCUACGACAUGUGCGUCAAUGGAGAAUGUAGGCAUGUUGGAUGUGAUCGUAUCCUUGGGUCCAAUGCCAUAGAAGACAAAUGCAGAGUGUGUGCCGGCAACCAGACAUCUUGCAAGACUGUGGAGGGACUCUUUGAGGAUAAUGACCAUGUGAAAGGAGGUUAUGUUGAAGCUUGCAGAAUAUCACGCGGCGCAGUGCAUAUAUCUGUCUCUGAGAAAGUCACAUCAUCUAAUUAUUUAGCUUUAAGAUCAGCCGACGGUACAUACUACAUCAAUGGAGCCUGGACCAUUGACUGGCCAAGGAAGUUUGAGGUGGCCGGUACAGUGUUCCACUAUGAGAGACCUAAGGGGUCACCUGAGAUACUCAAAGCUCUGGGACCUAUAAGUGAAGAUCUCGUGGUCAUGGUUUUGCUGCAGGAGGACAAUAAGGGCAUUUACUAUGAAUACAAUGUGCCCAAGGACAGUGGCUUUAUAAAUGGUACCACCUUUGUCUGGGAGUACUCUCCAUGGUCCACAUGCACUAAAUCAUGUGCUAAAGGUAUAUCAGAAGCUGUACCUAUAUGCAAGAGACAAAGUGACAAUAACACAGUGGACAACAAGUACUGUAUUGCUGGGUUGAAACCGAGUGUCAAGAUAAUACAUUGUAAUGAGAAACCUUGCCCACCUGAUUGGAGUAUAGGAAAGUGGGGCACGUGCAGCAAGACAUGUGGAGGAGGUGUCAAGAUACGUGAAAUAGACUGUGUACAGGUUCUCCCAGAUAAUGAGUUGGUUCAACUGGAGAAGGCAAAGUGUGCCAGAAAGAAGACACCCAGAUGGAGAAUGAGGUGUAACAGGGACAAGUGUCCACCUACUUGGGCAACAGAUGAAUGGUCAGAGUGUAAACCUAAAUGUGGAGCAGGCCUCAGGACCCGCAAUGUAUUUUGUGUUUCUGAUGAUGGUAAAGAUUUCUUGAAUGAGGAUAAAUGUGAUGCCCAGAAAAGACCACCAAACAAGAUGAAAUGCAACAUGGGACAGUGUCCUCCUCCUGAAUGGGUGGUGGGAGCUUGGAAAAAGUGUUCCAGCAAGUGUGGGCCAGGAACAAAGGACCGAGAUGUAAUGUGUCAAACAUACACUGGGGAGAAGAGUGAGGACUGUGAUGAAAGAGAGAAACCUCAUAAAACUGAAGAUUGUAUUAGUCCCUGUGAACAGAAACCAAAAGUCUGUCGUGACAGGAAUAAAGUAGGAUACUGUCCAUUAGUAUUGAAAUUCCAGUUCUGUAGCAGGCCCUAUUUUAGACAGAUGUGUUGUAAAACAUGCAGAGACCAAGGGUUCUAACUCACAAUCUCUAACUGUUACAGAGUUAUCAGAACCGUGGCCAGGAAUGAGACUCCUAAUAUGAUUCCCUUACUUAGAGGUGUUAACAUUUUGAAUAUGUUCAUGCUAUGAAUUCAGUUGUUCAAAUUCAAAACUCAUUCACACAGUUCCUUUGGUAUUGGAUAUAGGGGAUAAAGGAAGU